AAAUCAUCUGGGAUCUGCGAGCGCCGGGACCCGCUCGCGCUCCGGCUCCGGGCUUGGAUGCGUUUUUCCAUGAGCGCCGGGUGAGCAGGUGCGAGGCGCGGGGCGAGGAUGGAGGGCGGCGAGCGGGACAUGUUCCGCCACUUCCAGGACUGGUGCCUCCGCACCUACGGGGACUCGGGCAAGACCAAGACGGUGACCCGCAAGAAAUACGAGCGCAUCGUGCAGCUCCUCAACGGCUCCGAGGCGAGCUCCGCGGACAACGCCAAAUUCAAAUUCUGGGUCAAAUCCAAAGGCUUCCAGCUCGGCCAUCCGGACGAGGUCAGUGGUGGUGCUGGAGGAGGGAAGCAAGUGCUGUACGUGCCAGUCAAAACCACGGAUGGAGUAGGUGUAGAUGAGAAGCUGUCUUUACGGCGGGUAGCCGUGGUAGAAGAUUUCUUUGACAUUAUCUAUUCCAUGCAUGUUGAAACUGGGCCUAAUGGAGAACAAAUCAGAAAACAUGCUGGACAAAAGAGAACGUAUAAAGCAAUUUCAGAGACCUAUGCCUUCCUACCGAGAGAAGCGGUGACACGAUUUCUAAUGAGCUGCUCAGAGUGCCAGAAAAGAAUGCAUUUAAACCCAGAUGGAGCGGAUCAUAAAGAUAAUGGAAAACCUCCAACGUUGGUGACCAGCAUGAUUGAUUACAAUAUGCCAAUUACUAUGGCCUAUAUGAAACACAUGAAGCUGCAGCUAUUAAAUUCACAGCAAGAUGAGGAUGAGAGCUCAAUAGAGAGUGAUGAGUUUGAUAUGAGUGACUCCACUAGGAUGUCAGCUGUGAACUCGGACCUCAGCUCCAAUCUUGAAGAGAGAAUGCAAAGUCCUCAGAACCUCCAGGGCCAGCAGGAUGAUGAUUCAGCCGCAGAGAGUUUUAAUGGCAAUGAGACCGUGGGACACAGUUCCAAUGCUUCAGGGGGAACACACUGCAGGGAGAUGGCAGAAACCAACAGUAAUGGCAAAGCAAAUCUGGAGCAGGAUGAGCAGCCUCUGAACCUGAGUGACAGUCCCCUCUCUGCUCAGCUGACUUCAGAAUACAGACUAGAUGAUCACAGCAGUAAUGGAAAGAACAAAUACAAGACUCUGCUAAUUUCUGAUCUCAAGAUGGAACGGGAGGCAAGAGAAAAUGGAAGCAAGUCGCCUGCACAUAGCUAUUCAAGCUAUGACUCUGGCAAGAACGAGAGCGUAGGCAGAGGUGCUGAAGAUCUGUCUCUGAAUCGAGGUGAUGAGGACGAGGAUGACCACGACGAACAGGAAGAUCCCGAGAAAGUUAAUGAAUCAGAUGGAGUAGAAGCUGAACGACUGAAAGCUUUUAAUAUGUUUGUCAGGCUGUUUGUAGAUGAAAACUUGGACCGAAUGGUCCCAAUCUCUAAGCAGCCCAAAGAAAAGAUCCAGGCUAUCAUUGACUCAUGCAGGCGACAAUUCCCUGAGUAUCAAGAGCGUGCCAGAAAACGCAUACGUACUUACCUCAAGUCCUGCAGGCGGAUGAAAAGAAGUGGUUUUGAGAUGUCCCGACCUAUUCCCUCACACCUCACCUCAGCAGUUGCAGAGAGUAUCCUGGCUUCCGCCUGUGAGAGUGAGAGCAGAAAUGCUGCAAAAAGGAUGCGGUUGGAUAGACAGCAGGAUGAGGCUGCUCCAGCUGACAAACAGUACAAACAAGAGCCAGCCCAGGUCGCUUACUCAACGUCAGCCGUUUCCAGCACGCAGGAGGUGUUGUACAUCAAUGGCAACGGGACCUACAGUUACCAUAGCUACAGAGGGCUCGGAGGUGGGCUGCUAAAUCUCAACGAUGCUUCUAGCACCGAUCUUCAGCCUACGUCCACUACAGCCGUGACUCAGCACUGCAUCCCCGGCACUACAAAUGUCCAAUCCCCUUCCAACUCAGGUCCAACAGAUCUCAGUAUGAAGAGGCAGUUAGCAACCAGCUCUGGAUCCUCCAGCAGUACAAGCUCUAGACCCCAGCUGAGUCCAACCGAAAUAAAUGCAGUGAGGCAGCUUGUGGCAGGGUACCGAGAAUCGGCUGCCUUUCUAUUGCGUUCCGCAGACGAACUGGAGAACCUUAUUUUGCAGCAGAACUGAGGCAUGAGACCUUCAAACUGGCCUGGUCUUAUCUCAGAGUUUCCACUAAUGACAUUUUGAUUUCUCAGAGCACACACGUCAGUUCCUGCACAGUCUUUUAGGAGAGUUAAUUGCCAUAAUGCCACACUGUUCUUGAUCCAUAAAGUGAUGUGUUAAGGUGCUUCAAGUGAACUUCAACCUCUGGUAUUUCCAAGGUACUUUACUGUGUCCAGCUUUUUGUUUUUAGUGUGUCAGCAUAAAUAUCGAAAAAAAAGUGGCUAGAAAUUAACUCGUUCUAACAAGUGGAGAAACGGAAGAUGCUGUGAUGAUUUUUUUAAAAAAAUGGUUCAAGAUCCACGUGCAAUAUUAGUGGAAUGUGGUACUGACUCAUUGGACUUAAAGCUGCAGUAUAUGGCAAAACGUUGCCAAAUGUCCUGUUGCUACAGGACACAAUUGCAAUUAAAAGGAUCUUGUAUUUUAAAAAAAUGUAAUUUUUAUAAAAAACAAAAGAUUUUUGUUUUCAUUCAAGAUUUUUCAUUUUUACUUUGGUAAACUUUUUCACUGGUCCUAAAAAUGUUUUGAGGAGCUAUUGUAAGUCCCCCUUCCUCUCUUGRACCCUUGACUGUGCCCUUCUCCCACCUUCAUGUUCUUUCUACAACAAGCAACUCUCGAUGCUGGAUAAUUCUUCCCCUGUGUACUGUAAAUUGUCAUCUCUGGAACACCUUCCAAAGGAAGCAUGCGUUUCCUGCUUUCAUGCCAUUCUCAACUCCAUUCUGUAAUAUAUAUUGCAGCUUUAUUAGUAACUAAUAAAGAGUUGAGUUUUUUUUUUUUUAAAGACAUAUCAUUGAGAAAAAGAAAAAAAAAGAAAAAUUGAUUUCUUACGGUGAGCUCAUCUAACUCCAUAAUCACUGCUGCUGUCCUGUACAAGUCCCUCUAGUUGUGAUUGGAUGUAGAUGACUGAAUGUUAAGAGGUUGCAAGUGACAAUCUGAAAAUUUGCACUCUUGUGUGUAUUUAUUUUGUUUUCCUUAAUUUAAACAAAAUUCUUACAGAGGAAGGUCAUUGACACUUCUGGUAGGAUUUGUAUAAUUCCCAGGCCUAGCUAAAACUGUACUCAAAUGUAAAUGGAUGCAGCUGCAACGAUAAUUAAACUCUUCUCUCCCCCUCCCAACUCUUCCCAACCCCUCUAUUUCUUAUUUUAUAAUAUUGAUAACACAUUAAUGGUGUUUUCUUUGUGCACUACAGCAGGCUUAUUUUUAAGUAUAUAGAAAAAAAGUACUUUAGUUUAUGCUUAUUGUACUAUCUGUUCUGUUGUUUAGCUUUUGUUUAGUAAAAAAUUCCUUGUGCAUUCCUAAAUUUGCCUUAUUUCAUGUACAAAAUUUUAUGUAAUUCCAUUUUUGACAAUGAGUUUAAGGCAUCAGUGRUAUUUUAUAUCUACUUGUUACAUAUAGUUUCCCAAGUAAUGACUGUGAUUGUGACCAAGUAAUGUGCACUUUUUCUUGUAACUGUGGACAUUGCUAUGCUUUUAUUUUCUCUCGUGUUUCUAGAAUUACUGUUGCUUACAGUUAUGUAAAAGAAAAAGAACUUUUGUGAUACUGU
Nothoprocta perdicaria is the source of this 3685-nucleotide messenger RNA. RefSeq names its product nucleolar protein 4 (gene NOL4). NCBI's taxonomy places the organism in Eukaryota, Metazoa, Chordata, Aves, Tinamiformes, Tinamidae. The record is from RefSeq and is a predicted model, not a curated record. The coding region runs from base 109 to 2109 and encodes 666 amino acids. The transcript has 12 exons.